This is a messenger RNA of Ipomoea triloba (trilobed morning glory), 864 nucleotides long. RefSeq lists its product as uncharacterized. The record is from RefSeq and is a predicted model, not a curated record. The coding region runs from base 1 to 864 and encodes 287 amino acids. Lineage: Eukaryota; Viridiplantae; Streptophyta; Magnoliopsida; Solanales; Convolvulaceae. Gene Ontology annotation, biological process: root development; shoot system development. The transcript is spliced from 3 exons.
AUGGCAAAACCCAACCACAUCCGAUCUAUUAGCUUUCCCAGCAGAUCACAUCCAAGCAUCCACAAAGUGGAAGAAGAGCUGACAAAGCUCAAAACAUUACAAGUGUCUGCUGCUCCGGAAGCAGCUACAAUGUGCAGUGGUCUUCUUGGUUUAGAACAGCUUUACAAGUGCAUGGAUGAUCUUCUUAACUUGCCACAAACCCUUCAAGCCCUCUCCCAAAAUCAAAAUAAGAAAUGGGUUGAUGGCUUAUUGGAGAAAUCUGUGACGCUUCUUGCUAUUUGUGGUCUAGCAAGAGACUGCAUCUCUCAGUUGAAAGAACACUUGAGAGAUCUCCAAUCCUCCCAAAGGAGAAGAAAGGGAGAUUCAAGUUCUGAACCCAGCAUCACCAAAUACUCUUCAUUCGUAAAGAAGAUGAACAAGGAUGCAAAAAAGGCAAUUGCAGCUAUGAAGAAAAUGGAUGAUGAGAUUGAUGGAUCAACACCCUUAGAUGUGCAUCAUGAUAUUUCAGCAGUGAUUAGAGCAUUAAGAGAAGCAAGUGCAGUGAGCACCUCUAUUUUCCAGUCUGUCAUGCUUUUCUUGUCUGUGCCAGUUUCGAAGCCUAAGCCAUCUAGGUGGUCACUGGUCUCAAAAUUGGUACAAAAUGGAAGAGUAGCUUGUGAAUACAACACUUGCAAUCUGGAGACUUUGGAAGCUGAACUUGAUGAUAUUGAGAACACAAUGCAAAGCAUUUUUAGGCAGGAGGAAACAGAUCUUUGCCAACUCAAUGUUGAUAUAAUGAUAGCAUUACAGGUUUUUAAUAAGUUCUUGACGCAAGAGGUUCUUGCAGCUGAAACAGAUGGAAUAAGCCAUAUGUUUCUUGACUAA